GUUUCAUGUUCUUGGUAGGACUGACUGGUGGCAUUGGAUCAGGCAAGAGCACUGUUACGUCACUAUUACGUAAUCAUGCAGUCACGGUAUUCGAUUUAGACGAAUAUGCACGCUUAGUGGUACAGAGAGGAGAACCAGCUUUGACUCAGAUCGCGAAACUUUUUGGUCCAGACGUCCUUUUGCCUGAUGGAAAUUUAGACAGACCAAAAUUAGGUAAAAUUAUAUUCGCGGAUGAAUCGAAACGAAAAAGCUUGAACGCUAUUGUGCACCCAGCCAUUUAUCGUCGCCUUUAUUUUGACCUUUUUGUUUGUUUUCUGAAAGGGAAACAGUUCGCUGUAUUGGAUGUCCCUUUAUUAUUCGAGACAAAGCGAAUCUUGAGUAUUCUUAAUUGCACUAUUGUUGUUUGGUGUCGUAGAGACCAACAAGUCGAAAGGUUAAAAGGCCGAAACGCAGAUUGGUCAGGUGAGGAAGUUGAAAAUAGAAUCAAUGCUCAAAUCUCAUUGGAUGAAAAGAGAGCAUAUGCGGAUCAUGUUAUUCUAAAUGAUGGACCAAUGGAAAAUCUUCUACCUCAAGUGGAAAAAGUGAUUGAAGUUAUGAAAAAAAGGAAAAGUCACUGGAAAUUUAGACUAAUAGCCAUAUCAGCUGUAACUGGACUAUGUCUCAUUACAUAUACUGCACUAAAUUAUGUCAGAAAUUGGGCACUAUAAUAUCUAUUUUGUUAUAUAUU
Symsagittifera roscoffensis is the source of this 727-nucleotide messenger RNA. RefSeq names its product dephospho-CoA kinase-like. Gene Ontology annotation, biological process: coenzyme A biosynthetic process. Gene Ontology annotation, molecular function: ATP binding; dephospho-CoA kinase activity. Lineage: Eukaryota; Metazoa; Xenacoelomorpha; Acoela; Convolutidae. The transcript has a single exon. Bases 6 to 707 code for a protein of 233 amino acids. The record is from RefSeq and is a predicted model, not a curated record.